This is a messenger RNA of Acanthaster planci (crown-of-thorns starfish), 7169 nucleotides long. RefSeq lists its product as uncharacterized. Lineage: Eukaryota; Metazoa; Echinodermata; Asteroidea; Valvatida; Acanthasteridae. The record is from RefSeq and is a predicted model, not a curated record.
CAUGACCUCUUGCUUUGUUUACACGUCCACUUCCUCUAGUUCAACCUCAAAUAAAGCGGUCAGAGGAAAGCGCACAGGUUAGGGGCUUGACUGUGACGACAUUAUGUUCCGGGUCUAUUAUUGGUCGGAGAUGCCUGACUUGAAUGCGUACAACGAGGAUUUGAGUAGUACUUUGCUACAUUCGUUCCUGUUAUAUUCUCAUUCCACCUUUUUGAUGGACGACUUUUUUCUUUUAUGUAAUAGUCAUACCAUAAUUAAAAAAAAUAAGAAUACAGUGUAAAAUAAACCUCUUACAAUACUCGACAUAAAAGUUUAGAAAACGAUUAAGAAACAAUUGGCAACAAGUGACUACAGUUAAUCUCAAACUUACUUUUAUAUGCAAAAACGAACAUUUAACGUGCAGAAAGACCACGUGUUUUACUUUUCUCAAAAGUGUACUAUUUAAGAAGCUUUUUUUAUUGGGAUAUUUUACACUAUUCUACAGAUUGCUCUGAAAUGCUUGAAGUCGUCAUCAACAGUUUUCUCUUGAUGGUUUCGACCCAGACAGGCCAAUUCUGAGCAUUAAUAACAGGUCAUUUUUAACCAACGUGCAUAACAGUGUGAAUUGUCAAGUACUUCUCGAGUAGUUCUCUGCCAAAUAUCGAACUGGCACAGAGCCUGAACAAAGCUGAAGAACACAUAGGCAUAGGGGCCUAUAAUAAGAUUUCAAAGUAAAAUGAUGACUUCAGGCCAUCAUACGUGUACGUGGCUAAGAUACGUUGUACCUCUAAUCUGUUUAUUGUCAUACAAUGAGCCGUUCAGAGGAGCUACCAGUACUCGUGUCCUUUAUAUGCAGUCUGGAGUAUUACCAUAUAUGGACGGCCUAUUGCGUCACAAAUCUCGCGUGAUCUGACCAAUCACAAGGCUUGUUCUAACAGCCUGCAACGGAUCGUAGGGGUGUUUCCAUGUUAUGGGGUGCUUUUCUUAAACGUCGCAGCAUAUGGAACAAAAACACUAACGAAAAAUUUCAAUUGCAAAAAUUCGAUUGGCUGUGCAAAAAAAACUGACUACAUACAUAAACUAGAAGUUCUAAAUUAAACAAAUUAGUACUUGGGAUUUAAAAUUUACUGUUGCCAACUUAAGAUAUUUAAAGCUGGAUCAGUACGAAAAGGUCGCUAUGCCCACACGGGGUAAUAAUCUACACCGGUGUGGUAACCUUGACUUUUUGAAAUACAUACCAUGCUCAUUGUCCCCAUGCAAAAUAACCCUUAAAAGAGGUCAGUGAUCAUGCCAUAACCUUCAUAGCCAACCUGCUGUCGUUUAAACAACCGCAGUAAAAUCUACCGUGUUUGUUUUUCUCUACCAAAAUGACUGAAUCAAGAAGUAUCAUACUGGUUUUGAUAGUUAAGAUGACUGUCCACUUUGCGGCCGGGCAGACAGUCAUUACUAACACUACUUUAGGUUCGGUAAUGGGCGUGGAACUACCCAUACCUGGUGUAUCGCUCCCAGUUGUCAUCACACGCUAUGCUGGAAUACCUUACGCUGAGCCACCGAUCGGGCAGCUACGCUUCACCAAGCCCGUACCAAAAACUCCAUGGGAAGGCGUGUUGAACGCGACGAAGUUUGGAUCCAGAUGUCCCCAAACUAGAAGUGCUUCUGAUCUGUUCCAGUUUUCGGAGUUUGAUCAAUAUAUGCCUAACACGAGUAUGAGUGAGGACUGUUUGUUUCUGAAUGUGUACGUCCCCCAAGAUAUCGUGGAUGCGUUGGGACCACUGCCUGUCAUGGUUUACAUACAUGGAGGGAGUUUGGUUGGCGGAGAAGGUGCACUCUACGACGGCUCGCUCAUUGCACUACAAGGACAGGUCAUCGUGGUGAACAUGAACUAUCGUCUGGGAUUGCUCGGCUUCCUCAGCACCGGAGAUGACUCAGCACCUGGGAACUACGGACUGUGGGAUCAACGUCUCGCUAUCCAGUGGGUCAAAGGAAACAUUGCUAAUUUUGGAGGUGAUCCAGAUCAAAUCACCAUCUUUGGUGAGUCGGCAGGAGGAUGGAGUGUUACCUAUCAGAUGAUUUCACCUCUAAACGACAGAAAUCUUUUUCAGCGGGUGAUUUCUCAGAGUGGGGUACCUUUCCCAGGCUUAAUCAUCCCGGGUAAUUUCGCCCAGCUUCAGGCUUGGAAUCUUGCCUCAUCUCUAGGUUGCAACCUAACCUAUGGCAGCAGCACCACUCGCGACCUGAUAAGCUGCCUUCGAGGAUUGACUACGGAGGAACUGAUAAAUAUGUCUACAUUACAAACGACAGCAGCUACAAUUGACGGCGAGUUUCUCACCACCGAUAUCAGCUCCCUCUUGUCCCAUCCUCGGAUUGGACAGUAUGAUCUCCUCUUGGGAGUGAACAACAAAGAAGGCUACUUAUUUCCGAGUGAGGCAAACUACACUUCACAAGGCCUUCGUAAUGCUAUCCAAAGCCUGAUUGCUUUCACUUGCCGGUGUGAAAAUCCGGAGCAACUAACCGAUGCAAUCUUGGCCUUCUACUACAGUGGAGACAAGUUGGAUGACGUAGAUGAAAAUCUUCUUAAAUACCUGGAUGUGAUCGGCGAUGUAUACUUUGACACGCCUGGAGCCAAUUUCCGUAACAAACACGCAACGUCAUCUGCUGGUAACAGUAAAACAUAUUACUAUUAUUUCAUCUAUGAAGUUGGAAAGGAGUUUUUGCUUCGUCCAGACUUGGUUGACCGUGUUCCCGGAGCACCACAUGCGCUGGAUGUCUUCUAUGUUUUCGGCCUCAUCAACUUGCUGAUUCCAGGAAACACUGAGGCGCGGUCAUUAUCCAACACCAUGAUACGGUACUGGUCACAGUUUGCAAAGAAUGGGGAUCCAAACGGAGCAGGUUCACCAGAGUGGCCAGAGUUUGAAGUACAGAAUGAAACAUACAUCAUCCUAGACGCUAACAUCAGGACAGGACAGCGCCUCAAAGCUGACAAAGUAGCCUUCUGGAAUGAGUACAUCCCAACCAUUACGGAGCCGUUUGAUAAGAAGACGUGUUCCUAUGAAGUACCUGUCAGAAGUGGCACCGUGCGAAAACCGGACACAAAGAUGGUGCAGAUAGAAAGCAAAGACGGUGAAGUGCUGGGAUCUAUCAUUGGUGCUCUGCGAGUCGCUGACGAAGCAAUGGGAGGGCGCGAAGUCGCCGAGUUCUUGGGUAUUCCUUACGCAAAACCACCCCUUGGUGAUUUGCGAUUCAAACAAGCAGAAGAUACAGGACCGUGGGGUGAUCAACCACUUGGCAUCCCGCAGAAGCUACCGCCUGCUUGUCCCCAAGAUGUCACACUGGAUCCUUGGAUGGUUCGCCUUGGGUUCAACCAAACAAGUGAAGAUUGCCUGACUCUCAAUAUCUACGCUCCCACUCAAAACACUGACGACACUGCUUUGCCAGUUCUUGUUUUUAUUCACGUUGGAUUUGGACUAUUCGGCACAUCUUCAGUCUAUGAUGCAACUCUUCUUGCAUCCCAGGUUGAAGCUGUUGUUGUGAUCAUGAACUAUCGUUUAGGAGCUCUUGGAUUCCUGUCAACAGAAGAUGAAGUUGCUCCUGGUUAUUACGGACUGAGUGACAUCUUAGCUUCACUCAAAUGGGUCAACAAGUAUAUCAGGAGCUUUGGAGGCGAUCCAGGGCGCGUUACAGUCUUCGGUCACGGCUCAGGUGGCGUUCUGGCACAUCACUUAGUACUCUCUGAGAAGGCAAAAGGCUUAUUUAAAAGAGUUGUUUUGGUUGCUGCUUCUGCUAUAUCUUCACCUAUCAAUAACCCAGUCGCUCCGAGUCCAUCUGAGGCAGCUGAGGCUCUAGCCAUCAAACUGGGAUGUCCGACUGCUAGUAGUGAGAUGAUAAAUUGUCUCCGUGAAAAGCCAGUGGCCGACUUUGUGUCCAAUACCGCAAACCCCCCAUUUGGGCUCGCUUUUCCACUCCGUUUUGACGGGGAUCUCAUCACUGAAAAACCUCUGGAGUUGCUGAAAGCCGGCAGAAUUAACGAUGUCGACAUAAUGAUUGGAUAUUCACAAGACGAUAAUGCUGAACGAAGUUUAUUUUUCACUGGCCUCGACUGUCCAAGUGUUGAUGAAGUCAAGCAGUACAUUAGCACAGUCUGCAGGUUUUCUUACCUCAAUCCCGAAGCAGCAGCCUCUGCACUGGUGACGGAAUAUAUUGGAAAAGGUGGACUGGGCGAUGCUUGUGAGACAAGGGGUAGUUUCAGAAGGUUUAUGAACGACUACCUGUCGGGGUGGAGUUUACUGGAAGCCGCCAGGAUUCACGCUGAUGCCGGUCAAUCUGUGUACUUCUACCUAUUCGAACAAAAACCAUCCAUCCGAUACGGACCACCACUCCCCCCAAUCUACGGUGCAACUGCCAGAGACGAUCUGCAGUUCCUGUUUGGAGAUCCAUACAGUCCUCUCGUAGAUAAACUCGAUCUACCCUACAGACUAGAAGAUAAGCAGUUAACCCUGGAGCACAUGGAAUUUUUGAAAAAUUUCAUUCAUAAUGGGACUCCCGGAACCUCAAUGUCUGGCGUUGAGUGGCCAAAAUUCGACUCACAUGACUUCAAGUACAUGUCACUCACCGAUUGUCCCCAAGUUUACUCGGGCAACGACAACGACUGGGCACAUCUCCUUCGGUUCUGGGCAACUUACCUACCGUCCAUCACAGCACCUAUUCCUCCUUCACCUGAGAUUACCUCUUGCCCGCCAGAUCAAGAACCUUGCGUGGUCGGUGAAGGCAUUGGAUUGAAACUUACCCAAGAGCAGGCUAGUACCGUCAUCCAGGCUCUAAUCGGGGCAUUCAUAGGUGCUUUGUUGCUGUCUGUGUUCUUUUUCGGGGGUUGUAUGGCAUACAGAUCCCGGGUAAAUCAGAUUGGGGAGAAGGGUUUGCAAGGUACGGAGAAAGGCUUCGAAGUCGCAGAGAGAGAAUAUAGUUCUCAUCUUUGAGCGUCUGGCAAAGGCUAGUUGUGACAUAAUACCUCUUUAUUGAAGUUUCCUCCAUAAGACUGAUUACAAAGGAAGAGUCCCCUGAAUUUAUGAGAAAGCGAUAUUUUGGCGUAUCAAGACUCUAAAAGUGAAGUUCAGGUGCGGAUCAAGUGGGGCCCUCUCAUGUUCGUUGCUAUAGGGCCUGCGUCUCAAGGUCAAGGAAGACCCCCACCGAGCAUGAACCAUACAGCGGUCCUAAUUUUGUGUGUACAGUUAAGGACAGAAUAAAGAAAUGAAAUGGCUUCAUAAACGGCGACACCUGUAAAUAAAUCCCCCUUAUUAGAACAAAAAUUUCUCGAACCCCCCUGCCAAAAAUCCUGGAUCUGCCCCUAAAGUUCGUUGGAUCAAUAAGGGCAGCCAACAGCUAUAGCCCUGUCGCUAUGAUUAGGCAAACAAAUAAGCUGCUGUAAGCAAAAAUAAUAAAUUCAUCCUUAUCUGAAGUCACAAAACUAGUCUCUCAGGACUUCAAACCCGUAUCAAUUAAUCGUUUUUCUUCUUUCUUGCUCGUUGCCUUUUAAAUUUUCGUUGGAUUAAUCCAUGACCUUGAUAAUAUUUGCCAGUGGCGUAAAUUUGUGCUGCGACUGGGGAAGGGGGAUUGUUCGGGAUGACUUACCCAACUGUAGAAAUUUGAAAAGUGGGGUUGGGGUGCUGACGCUCUACGACACUAGGAGGCGAUGCACAUUACACGGCUGGUAAUAAUGCAUUAAUAAAAUACCCUCACAGCACAGAAUAUCAAGGGCAUGUAUAUUUGCUUUGGCCAGCAUAUGCCCUUUGGGUCUCAUUUACUAGCCUGCGGCCAUAAAACGUCUCAGCGCACCACAUGCACAUUUUCAUAUCCAAGUUGGUUGACUUAACAUAACAUGCACACGUGCUGCCCCUUUGCCUUAAAUUUUCUGCCCUCCUGACAAUUCUCACCAGAAAACGUCCCUCUUAUUAAAUUCUUUUUGACAGUCGCUCUCGGUUAAUUAAGUAGGUGGCAUACUAAUAUACCCCAUUCUUCCGCUUAAACCUAAAGCAAAUCGAAAGACGAACAGAGCAGAGUGUCCCCUAAAGGCCUACAAUUGGAGGGCAUUUUUUAACCACGAGCCACUCGUCACGGAUGAAGGUGGGCCUACAUUACACAGUGUAUAUAGAAAUUUGGGUGAUGCAAUUGUAUCAUUGGGGAUCGAAGUCCUCCAUAAUGAUACUAAUACUGCUAUGGUAAUUUUCUUAGACGCGCAUACGUGUCAUAAUUAAUCAAAAUUAACUUGUAGCCAUAUGAAAGUAAACUUGCGCUAGUGAUAGAAAAAAGGAUGUGUGUAGGAGGCGUGGUAUGAUCCCAUGAUUGGUCAUAAUAUUGUGGAAAUUUGAUCCAUUUUUGUAUUAGAGAAUUAUUAGUCGAUUUAAAAUAUCACUCAAUGUAGCUUCCAUACGUGUUGUAACUCCCGUCGACCGGAUUUUGGUCAACAUGCUUCCUUCAGGUCAAUUUACACCUGUGUUGAUCUUACUAGAAUAAUAACAAUUGCAGUGGCCGUGGUCUGUAGGGGAAACAGAUGUGUAUCUGUAUAAAGGUCAAUAAAACAGCACAUCUGCUUUCAAAAUUGACAGAGGUCUUUCAUUACGUUGCACCUGAAUGUAUGCAAGCGGUGUCCACAGACAAUCGUCCAAACGAAUAACACACAAGGAAGCCAAAAGUUGAUUAAAUGAUCACACCAACUUCAUCGACCAUUUGACUAUUAGUUCAAGGGCACACAUUUAUUAAUUAGGCAUCCUGUUUAUUUUUAAUAUCGUGACACGUCAGUGAUAAUAAAACCUUAAUUGAAGAGAUUAUUUUGUUCUUUCUCUAAUAUUUGACAUUAGUCCUAUAGUUUCCAAUGCUGGCGUACAUAUCCAAUGAAAAAAAUCCAUCCGUGUAAGGUUGUUGACAAGCAGUUGGACAUGUAAAGAGAAUAGGACCUAAUCAACUUCUUCAUGGACAGUGGGUGACUUUCCGGUACGUUUCCUAGCGACCUUAAACUCGCUCGGCUGAGUAAAAAAGCAAACCUCGUCCCAAGGCACUGAGCCGAGAUGCUAUCACUAGCUGUUCUCCCGCCUUUAGUACUGGAUGGUUUGCAUAAUCCUGGUAAAGCUCAAUCAUUGCGUAACCUGGCUUGUCCACCGAUGCCCUUUCAGGGCUUUGAAAGGCCCGGCAAAUGCAUG